CAGAUGUAUCACACUGAUAAAAUAGGAUCUUCUUAUCCUCGUAACUAAGGAAAUGGUCGAUAUAAUAACAUACAAAACCCAGUCAUGAUACUAAAUUUUAGAUAAAAAAAAAAAGGACUGCGUAGGAUGAUAUUUGGCGGGAGGCUUUGACAAAGGGGUCACAUUUGGUUAAGCAACCAGAAAAGUGCUUCAUUUUGAUUGGAGUAUAGUGGGAUCACAUGUGGUAGAUAUUAUCAGAUUUCAUUAAGGACAACUAUGACCAUGUGAUACAGUAAAGAAAAAAUUGGUUAGCGAGUCAGGGAGGAAUUACAACAAACCAUAACUUGUGUCUGCUUCGCUGUUUUAAACUCUGCCAAUUUUUAACCCGUUAGUUUUGUUGAGAGUUUAAUAUAAAUUCAAGAUAUUAUUAGUCAUUAGAUUUCUAUAGACCGUUUAGGAUUCUACCAAGUGGAGUCUUCAUUUUAUUAAACAGUGGUUUCAUUUGUGUUUCAUUUUAUUAGUGGAUAUUAUUAUCAGUAGAUACGUACAUAUAUUUAAUUAGUGCUAUAUAAUAACUUUUAAACUGUGUUAUACGAACAAAGUGCUAUAUUAUUUUUUAUCGAUACUGACAUAUUUAUUUGUUAUUGUUUUAUUCGGUUCGACACCACACGUCUUUCAAACAUUUUAUUGAGAUAAUAUUAGGUUAUUGUUAUGGCCAUGGUCAAUCCAAUGUUAAAUCUGGUUAAUAAUCCUAAUGUCAAGGACUCCCGCUGGCUGACCUUGGAGGUCUGCCGUGAAUUUCAGCGGAAUAAAUGCACACGAACGGAACAAGAGUGCAAAUUUGCACAUCCUCCGCCCCAUGUUGAAGUACAAAAUGGUCGGGUGAUUGCUUGCUUUGAUUCCAUCAAGGGAAAAUGUCAAAGAGAAAACCCUAAGUGUAAAUACUUACACCCACCCCAACAUUUAAGAGAACAAUUGUUACAGAAUGGACGUAAUAACUUGAUAUUAAAAAAUCUGCAGUUACAAGCUGCAGCUUCAACCCUGCAUCCGUAUGUGCCUGCACCAGGGAUGAUUCCCUUUACAAGUGGUAAGAGUGCUGGCUACCAGUCCGUAAGCUUAGAUUCGAUACUUCCGGGCCAAUACCCUUUAAUGACUACUAGUGGUAAAUAUUCGGCCGCAUACCAGUCCAUGCAAUCCGUAGUUCCGGGGCAAUACCCGUUUCUGGCCCCACCAUAUAUGAACACCAUGCCGUCAGCUGUUAAUUUUAAUCCAUACAUGAACGCUUCUAUUAACAUGACCGUCCCAAGUGGAGUUGGUGACGGAGGUUCCUACAUCUCACAGCAAAUUCCAGGUGGGGUAAUACCUACACAGAUUCAACAUACGCAACAAAAAGUGGCUCGUCCUGAUCGACUUGAGGUAUGUCGUGAAUUUCAAAGGGGUACUUGUACGCGGCAGCCUAGUGAAUGUCGCUACGCGCACCCUCCUGAUAAUGUUACUAUAGAGAGCGCAGACAACCAUGUAACUGUGUGUAUGGAUUUCGUUAAGGGAAAGUGUAUACGGGAUUCGUGUAGAUAUUUCCACCCUCCAUCUCACCUCCAGACUCAGAUAAAGGCUGCACAACAACGAGCUAACGCAGUCGCUACGCAGACCCCAUCUCUGGGGGCGUUCCCAAACAUGGUUCCACAUAUAAAACGCCUGGCUGUAACAGACAGUAAAAGUGGCAUUCCAGUCUACCAACCUAGUUCCAUGGGCAUGGGUGCUGCCUACCAACACGCUACAAUGAUGCAGCUUCAACAACAGCCCUACAUCCCUGUCACAUUUCCGAACUUCCACACUACAGAAGAUCAAACAUAUACUCCGAACAACUGCUGGUCAGAUGACAGGCAUCAUCAACUCUGUUAUACACAAAACCUCUUUGCGGGACACCCUCCCAGUGUGCAGAGAUUUUAAGGCAGGUCAGUGUGAUCGGCCUCAGUGCAAGUAUAUUCAUCUCCAAGAGGAAAAUGUUGAAGUAACGGAUGGAAAAGUUGUAGUCUGCCGUGACUCAGUCAGAGGAAAAUGUCAGCGUCCUCUGUGCAAGUAUUACCACAUCCCGGUCAUACUGCCACCAUCAGUUUAAACAAGGGAAGUUACUCUCAAUAACUAAUUGUCAACAUACAAGAAUCUGUUGAACUCCUUACCGAAACAACAUCUCAAUGUAUGGUACGAACGUUGCCAUCGAUCUAUAUUGUAUCUAACUGGUAACAAUAUAUUUUUUAUAAGUAAGGAAAUGACAAAUAACGAGAAAGCAAUGGUCAAUUUAUAAUGAGAAUAAUUUUUAAUAAUAUUUAUUAUUCACCAUACACAAACUGUGAUGAAAGAAAUAUUUUUACAAAUUAUGUUUAUACAUACAAAUUUUCAUAUCACACAGCACAAAACCAAAGCUUGGAUUUAAAAUCUAGUUAAUAGUAACCGCUUGUGACAAAAGUUUGCUUGCCUUUUUUCCAUUGACUGAAUCAUGCCUUGUAAAGGAGAUGCUUAUGGCUACAUUAAUGGAUGGAUUUUGUUUACUUUAAUUGUUUGUCCGUUGGUAUAAUGCAAAAAUACCAAACGGUAGAUUUUAUGGUGCAUAUUAAGGUCGUUUAUAAAAUGCCUUAGUCUUAUUCAAUCAUGUCUGCCAAAAAUCUCAAUGAUUUAUUAACAAGCCUGGAAAUAAGUAACCUGUCAGACAGGUUUGUCCGGCACAAAUUUAGAUACCUGUGUCAGACAGGUUGUCCGGCACAAAUUUUGACACCUGUCUUUUUGUCUGGCACAGGUAUUUUUUUCUAUUUAUGUCUGGUACCAGUUGAUCAGUGCCCGACAGUUUGUCCGGUAACAACAACUACAAUCAUUUUUCCAGGCCUUGUUACUCAAUAAUUAAACUUCUAAACAAAAUCCAUAUCAUUUUGAUCGAGACCUAACCCUUGCUUCAAUGUAUUUUCUCUUAAUUGUAAUCAUACAUAUAAUUUUUUUAUGAAUGAAAACAAAAAUUACAUAACAUGAAGAGGUUGGGAUAAUUUUUCUUAUUAGAAAUAAUUAUCCAUUUAAUGAAAGUUCCAUUUAUAAGAGUUGUUUAACAAUGUAUCAAAUGGUGCCAUAUUGUUUGAUGAUGAUGCACCGUUUUCUUUCGAGAGAAAAAAGAAAGUGAUUUUUAAUUUUUUUUUCCAUGUGCCAUAUAUACACGGAUUACAUGUGUAUAACUUAUGAUUGUUAAAUUGUAUAGAAAUUUACCGAUACAUUUCCCUUGGUUUAUGAUUACUGUUUAUUACUUUUGUAUGUUAUUAUAAUUAUUAUUAAUAUAUUAUUGUUUAUGACGAAUAGUGCUAUUCAGAGGUCUACAGCAAUUUUUUAAUAGAAAUUUUUAUGCUCUUACAAAAAAUUAUAUACUUUUUUUUUUGUUAUCUAUUUAUUGGCAUUGUGUUGGUGCUUCAAGCCAAAAUUGUUAAUAAAUGUUUAGUGUUAGGAAUUGAUUGUUCAUGAUCGACAAAAAAAAAAUGAAAGUAAACCAAUGUUUUUCAUACUAUAGUUAUCAGUGAUGUUACUGUGUAUUGCCAAGGGAAAUGUACUGUUUAUCUUCAACCAUAUUGAAUGAUUUCCACGAUUUCAAAUCACGUGUCUGAAAUUGAAGUAUAACGUUAAAUAAUGAACAAUUUGAAAAUAUUCAAAUUAAAAAGUGAACAAUAAAUUCAAGUGUCUGAAAUUGACGUAUGAAGUUAAAUAACGAGCAAUUUGAAAAUAUUCAAAUAAAAACAGAGCCACACUAAUGAGUAACAGUAUCUGGUAGUCUAAAAAGGGAGUAAGCAUAUUCUGCCGUCACUGACAAAAUUAAUCUCCCAAGCGAAUUUCUCAAAUGAAUUUGGUUAAGUAAGAGUUCGGAGAUUAAAAGACUAAGCAAAUUCUGCUUUUCACUGACAAGUUAAUCUCUCGGAGAUUUAGGAUGACCGCCUGUUCAGUAGCAGACGGAAGGUAGACGCCGAUUGAAAUCAUGGAAAUAAUUUGAUUGGUGUAUAUAGUACCAGUUAUAUAAUAAUUGGUGUUGAUGUUAAUAUUACACGUUAGUUUUCUUAACCUUUAAAUGAGUGUCUGAUUUGAUGGUUUUUAUUUUUCUUAGUUACAUGUAAACAAACGGUGGUUGAUAUUUCUAGAAUCUAGUUAUUAAAUAUGUAUGUAUUCAUUUUUGUUGAUAAUUAAACCUGACUGGUACUUUGUCUUAUAUAUUAGUAUGCAGUAUGUCAAUUAAUAGAAAAAUGCAUUUAUUAAAUACCCCAAGCCCCCUUUUUUCGUGUUAACGAUAUAAUAAUUAACAUAUGGUUUGUGAAACAAUAAAUGAUAUAUUAAUUUUAAAAAAACCAAAAUCAUCGUAAGAAGCUUUAAAUUUUAAACUGGAUACUGAUUGGUCAGAGAUUUCUAAACGGCAAUCAAUAAUUAACCAGCAAAUUUCAUACAUUAACAAAACCACUUUCAACCAUUUUUAAGUCUCGUAACAUGUCUCAAAAUAUAUAUAUAUAUAUAAACUGUGUUCAAUAUUUGUAUAUUAAAAGAAACUUUUUCUUUCUUAUUUCUUUUUUUUUCUUACAUUGUUAUGUUGGGCGCGCGCAUUUGAUACCAUUUGACUAAUCAUAUUCCAGUGAAAUAUAUUAAAUAUAAAUAUUUCAUAACCAUUGUACACCUGUACCUGUACUUAACAUUAUUAUACUUGUAUAUAAUUUAAAAAUAUCAAAAACAUAUUAUUUACAUAUUAGUUAGACUUUGACAGCAUAUCAAAUAUUCCCCAUACCUGUAUAUAAGGUUAAAGUAUCGCGAAUCCCCCAAAUUUUUUUUUAGUUUUUUAUUUAGAUGUGCUAAAAACUUAUGUCACUGCUGGAAAUUUUUUUGUCGAAAAUGAUUACUUUAUUUUUAACAUUUUUUAAUCUUUAAAAAUGUUAAUACCUAUUCUCGAAAGUGAGAUUUCAGUUUUUUAAAAAUAUACUCCUAAGCAAAAGAAUUAUGAAAACUAAUGAAUUUAAAUGAAUUUAAAAAAUUCGAUAUUUUAUGGAAUAAGUGUACUAAAAUUUUUAUUGAUAUUUAAUUAUUUAAAUUAAGAAUUUUAUUAAUUAAACAAUUUUAUCUGUUAAAUGUUACAAUGUUAAAUGAAGGGUGUUUUUUUAAAAAUCCUUUUUCAAUUUUAAAAAAAUGUACUAGGUAUAAGUUAAUAUUUUUUACCAUCUUUGAUAUAUUUGCCAUGGCCAUAAAAAACAAUCAUUGUGAAAUAACUAUUGAUUAUUUUUAUUACUAUGUACAAUCCAUUUUGGGAUAGUGUGGAUACACAAUGUAUGAUAAUUUUCAUUGAUUUAUCGAUUAUGUAUCUGGGAAUUUCAUUUCUUUUCUUUUUUACUGUCAUUUUCUUUUUCAAAUUGAUGACAUAAAAGCAUUAAUUGACAAUGUGAUACAGUUUUAAAUAUUUUUUUUUCUACCCCUGCUGUUCAAUAUUUGGCUUGGUUUUUAACCUUUUUUUUAAAAAAAUAUAUUUAUUUUUUAACCAUUUCCCCCAAAAGGAUUGUAUGUAUCUGUGGGUGUAUAUAUAUAUUUAUUUUAGAUAAGUAAAUAUAUAUAUAUAUAUACAUUACUAUCGUGUCUAGGUCAUUAUAUAUGUGUAUAUGUGAUUUAAUACUUGGUACUGUCAAGUAUAUCAGAAAAAUAUAUGUUUAUUAAUUGUAAUCCCAUAAAAUUCAUGUUAUAUCAUCUCUGCCCAUUUUAUCAUGUUAUCAUCCGUAUGACGUAAACAAUAUCUAUUUCGAAAUUCAAAGACUUCGACAUCAAAUGUUUGUACAACAAUUUCUUCUUAAAAUGUGAUAUCUGAAUUUUUUUUUUUUAAUCUGACCUUAUUUCAAAGUUUUGAGAUGAAGUAUGUAUAAUCAUUUCUUUGAGCAAAUAUACCAACUGUAUAUCAUUAUGAAAUAGUGAUGUCUACUCAUUAUAUAAUAAUGAAGGUGAUGAUUAUAGGUCACAAUUACAAAUUAUACAGAAAUCUACUCAAAUCUUUGAAAAAACAUUUAUGUUUCGUUAAGAUUCCUGCCAAAAAAUCGACAAUGUAGCUCUUUCAAUUUUCAAAUAGAUAAUGUUUCGAAUACCCCAAAACAGUGAUUGUUUAUGUAUGUAGUUUGCGAAUGGUCCUCAAAGGACAUGCUUAAUUCAUAGCCCCACUUUUCAAAUUGCGGUCCCAGAAUUAUAAAACUGAAAUUGGUGCUUUAAGAAAACUCUGUAAGGGUUGAAAACUAUUAGAUUGUAAUUGUACAUCUUACAUCAUUGAUUUGGAAUUGUAUGGUCUGUUAGAUAAAGUAAUAAUAAUUACUCGAUUAAAUCAGUUGCAGACAUGAAUAACCUAUUAUAAAAAGUUAUUACUAUUUCCGAUAUUUGCUGGAUUUAAGAUCUACGAAAUAUUUCAUCGUCGGUGGGGGGAUUAGAUCAGAUAUUGCAGUGAGUGGUUUAAAGAUUUUCAAAUAUGUAAUUAUUUCUCUUAUCUAACAGACGGAGGCUUGGACAAGCAUUUUGUACUAUAAAUCGUAGCAACUAUUAGAUCGGGCAGGGUGUUUAUUUGUAUUGUGGUAUGUUAAAAUCUCCAUUGUUUGAAUUAAUUGAACUUAAUUGGUGGUUAUAGGUGUUAAAACACACAAUCCGCCAUUGUUGAAUGAUUGUUAUAUAUACAAUGAAUUUGUUUAUUUUUUGACGCCAGUCACCUUUUGAACGAACAUAUAAUGUUCCCUUCAAGAUAUAUUUGUCGGCCAGGCCUUUUCCAGACACGUACGUCACCAAUGCUUUAAAUGCUUUGUGUGAGUUAGUUUGCCACAAGAAACUGUCUAACAGUUCGCUAGUUCAUUUUGAAUGAUUAUAUGCUCUGCUGCAUUAUUCUAACUUUUUUUUUUCUCGAGAGUGUAAGAAGGUCGUUCACGAUGUAAGCUGUGAGAGGAUUGGUUGGCAACAAAUGGACGAACUUGGCGUGAGUCUUGCCAACCAAUCAAUGAAUUUUUUAUUUAUAAAAAUAAAAGUACACGAAAUGAAAAGGAGUUCAUACCACAUGUAUAUUACCAGUUAGCAUGUUAUUGUCAAGUAACAAAAGUGCCUGUCGAUGGAACUAUGCCGAAUUGACUUGAAUAUUUUUCUAUAGUUGUGAGUGUGUGUGAGGAAAAGAACGAGGGACCUUCUUACAUUACCGAGAAUAUCUUGAAAGAUCUUUAGAAUACACACUGCUAGUCUGUGUGCAUGAUACCUUUUAAAAAUAACAUCACCGAUAGGAUCAUGGCAGUGUCUCGAAAAAAAUCUUUUUGGACACUAGCAGUUAAUGCUAAGAUUAACCCUGACUAUGUGAUUUGAUAGUAGAUUUAAAAAGGCUUGGCUUGGCUACUAUGAGUAGUAGUCGCAAUAUACUGGACUUAUUAUUAUUACAUUAUUAUUAUUACCGCUUUAUAUCAUGUGUCUGUCUGCGUAGCUCUAUUUCGUGUCAAACACCAGAAGUAAUUGAAAUAAAUACUAAAAUUAUCAUUAUAUUCUGAAAUCUUGUAGUGUGUGUUUUAUUGCUUUUUUGCAUGCUUUAAAUCCCCCCCGCCCCCUGUUCCCCCCAACAAUACAAUUCUUUUUUUAAAACUCGCUUUUCAGGGUUUAUCCAAGGCAUUGCCCCCCCAUGCCUUCAUAAUAAUAUAUGGCCAUGCUACAGAUCCAUGUCAGUUGAAACAUGAACAUUAUAUAGAAUCUUUAUCUUGAACUGUCUCAGAUUAACAUCGUCAGAGGAGCUUAAAGCAAUAACACUUUGUCUACUAUACUAGUGCAGUAAUUUAUAGCCUAAUAUUAUUAACUCUACACUAAUAGAUUAAGAAGCUAGCUAAGAAAGGUCCGAUUAGAGUCUCCCUCAAAGCCUCUUGUCUCUUCAUGUGGAGUCACUUUCAGAUGAUCAAAUGGUUAAAUGCUAUGAAGGAGUGUACUUUGGAGAAGCAUUUUUGAUUUGCUGCUUGCGACAUAUUGUUCUAAAAUACCACAUCUGCUAUCACAAGCGGGGAAUCUUUUCAAACCAAGGCAUGUUUCAGAAUGUUUUUUAAAUUCCUGGCAGUUGUAAAUGUUUCCAAUGAAAACUGUUGGGCCAGACACUUUUAAACAAGAAUGUUUAAUAAUAUGAUCACAGUGAUUCUCGAACUGUUGGUUAAGUCAGUGAAACACUGUUAUUUUCCUGGUUUGCAGUCCCUAAAUAUAGAAGUCAUUGUGAAACAUUGCCUAAUAGUAGUUUCUUGUAGAUAUGCUAUUUAAAUCUCCCUCUCCUAUUACGCACUACAUAUUGCAUUUUAAGUAUGAAAAUGGAUAUUUCAGUCUAAUGCCUUCUUUGAUUUGUAACUACUGCAUAUGCUUUGCAAGCUUGAUGACUUUUUAUGACCAAAUUUAAGAUAUCUGCUUACAUUUUAAAUGAAAUAGUAAACUGGGUUCAUUUUUUUAAAACAUUUUUAUACUUGUUUAAUGGUCGGAGGGACCCUAAACUGUUAGAACCUGUACAAAAGACUAAUAUUUUUAUUUGUCCAAAUAUCAAACUGUCUCAUUUUUGGUGCUAAAGCGUAAAUAUAUCUACAAUAAGUUGUUUUUAUAUAUAUAUCAUGUGUAUUUGAGAUAACAGGUUUGCUUUAUUAAUUAACUGAUCCCCUGGAAUUUCAUUUUGGAGCUAUGUUCUGAAGAAAUCUGAAAAAGACCCAGGUUACAAAUUAUUUGGCUUUUAAUGUUAACCGGAAGCUUUAGCUGUACCUCUUGCUAAGAACUUUGUUUCAACUUUUUAUUCUUGUGUUUAAAAUGAUCCAAGUGCAAUACUUAAUUCCAAAAUUUGAAUUUAUAAAUUAGUUAAUUAUAUACCAAUGUUUUGUUUUAUACUAUUGUUUCCUAUUUUUUUUUUUAUAUAUUUUUUUCUUUUAACUUCUCGAACCAAAAAAAAACCCAACAAAGAAAUCUCAGUAGUUAUAGGUGUAUAACCUGAGUUCUGGUUGUGUUCACAAAAAUUGAUUAAGCUUGCAAAGUAUUCAAUCUGAAGCCACAACUCUUUAAAUGAUCCUGCUGUUUUAGGACAACGUUUUCCCUAUUUAAUUAGCUGUAGUAGUUCUUCUAUUAAAUAGAAGUUUUAAAAUGUAUACAAGCAAACAGAAGUUGCCAGACCAAAUUCAUAACUUGGUCUCAAUUUAUUAUAUUAUUAUCAUAUUCUAUCUUGAAAAAACGAGAUGCUCAAAGCAACUGUUAUAAGAUGGAAGAAAUGAAUUCGGUGCUUUAAUAAGGAGAUAAGUUUAUCUCCAGUGAUCUCCAAUACAAUACUAUACUGUAUAUAAACAAUCUGAUUUAAACACAGACCCUAUUUCGUUUCGUUUUUUAUUGUUCAAAAUUUCGUUUUACUUGUCUUCACUACUCUAGGAUCUGGCAGAAUUGUUAUAUUACCUGCGUUCUGGUUGAAAUGAGGGAUUAGCCUAUGAAACGGCGAGUUCUUGGUGUACGAUGCACGGAACUGUAGGUAAACCACUAGAAACGUCAACACUGAUUGAUUAAUCAAUGUCUGACGUUAUAGGGUCAAAAGCCGCUUGUACAAUCCCUGACGCGACCUUCCAGUUCAACCGGUCAGAUCUUCAUGUACAGUAGGCCAUCGAAAGUAUAAAAAUAACGAAACGAAAUAAAGAUCUUUAUUUUAAUCAAAUUGGUAUAUAAAGUAUGUAACCUGUCCUAUACAAUCAACAAUAUUAGUUUAGUUAAAGAAACAGUGGCAUGAUGGCAUACUCUAAAACCCAUUGUUCAGUUUAAAGUGAACAAAACCCACCAAAUUUAAACCAGAAUAUUAGGAAAUCCAGUUGAAAUGAUUAGUUUGCGAGCAUCUCAUGUUUAUAUAUAAUUAUUAGUACAUGUAGUUAUUGAAAAAUUCUAUGUCAUCUACAAAAAAAAUGAAGAGCCCUAGGGAAGAACGAUCUAAGUCACUUUUUCAAUGAACCCCAGUUAAUGGCGCCAUCUGGUCGCAAAUUGUAUAAGCUUUCUGUGGACAAUCAAUUUCAGGUAAAAACCAUCGGAGUCACAUCGAACCAAGGCCCUUCUGAAAUGGCCUCCCAGACAAAUAUGUCCAUCGUACCCUUUAUUUGAUCUUAAUUUGGCUGAAAAGUGGAAGUCAGUUGUUGUACUGGUAAUUAUGAUUCGUAUUAAACGUCAUUUUGAAGUUUAAUUAAACCCACUCGUUGUUCUGUUCGCGUCAAGCAUUCUCGUCCGAAAGUCUGUUUUGCCUUUGAUGCGAAAAGACAAAAAUGUGACUUAGAUCGUUCUUCCCCUGGGCUCUUCAAAUACUUCUUUGAUUCAGAACCUGACAAGGUCUCUAGAACACAACGAAGCUGUGAUAUCCGACCCCCCCCCCCCCCCACACUUGUUCUUUAACUAAAUUAUUAUAUAGUCAACAUCCCUCCAUGCCUGUUCUUUCCCAAUUUUUUCCCAAUCAUAAACCACACCAAGGAAGUCUUCUUAGACCUGCCUUAUCAUUUUUGUUCUUUGUGAAAGAAUUUCAAAAUACAUCAGUGUGAUUUAUUUUAUGUCAAAGAAGACGCAAUUGUUUUCAUUUUGUUAUUAUUUUGUAAAUAGUUAUAUUUUUUUCGUUUUAAAUAAAUAAUUCUUUUCUUCGA
Patella vulgata (common limpet) is the source of this 10643-nucleotide messenger RNA. RefSeq names its product muscleblind-like protein 3. Lineage: Eukaryota; Metazoa; Mollusca; Gastropoda; Patellidae. Gene Ontology annotation, molecular function: metal ion binding. The coding region runs from base 691 to 1929 and encodes 412 amino acids. The record is from RefSeq and is a predicted model, not a curated record. The transcript has 11 exons.